AUGUACUUUAUAACUUUUUCCCAAAAAAUUCCAAAAUUUAGAAGACAUCCACUUCAAGGACUCUGGCGGAAUGUUGUAAUUCCAUUUUACAUACCUCAACCAAGCUACCAGCGUAGUACUUUAGCGCAUGAAGCAAAGACUGAAAACCCCAGAAGAACAGUAGACACGCUUAAUGAUGUGAAAUAUCCCGUUCCAGAGGAGCUCAGUUUCCUACCGGAUGCAGAUACUGAACUUUGUGUUGAAGCGCACAAUUCACUGAAAACUUUAGCUCCGGAUUCAAUAGAAACAGGAUCUACAACACAAUGUAGCAGCAGCGAUAUGGAAGGAUCCGACUCCGAUGAUAGCGAUGUUACUCUCAACGACUUUGAAUCCUAUACUUGCUUCGAAAAUGACGAAAUCUCACUUUGCCGCAAUGGAACACCUAAAAAGCUCAUGCUGAUGCGGAGACGAUUGCCAUCGGUUAAAAAACAGAAGUACGAUUAUGUCCAAUCCAAGGUGAAACAAUACGUCAAAUCAAAAGCUUAUUCUUGUAAGACGUAA
Molecule: messenger RNA, 540 nt
Organism: Anopheles marshallii
Lineage: Eukaryota; Metazoa; Arthropoda; Insecta; Diptera; Culicidae
Exons: 2
Coding region: 1-540 (179 amino acids)
Source: RefSeq, a predicted model, not a curated record